AUGCCGGCUCCCGUGCAGCCCAGAAUGCAGCCAGGAGGAUGCAACGGGACGGAGGGAGCCUCCACGCCCCCUUUGUCUCCACGUUCCCCAAAUGACAGGGGACGAAAGUUUAUGAGCAGCGACGGUGUCGCUUUCCACUGGGUCAAUCUGACACCUCGCAGGAGGCGACCCUUUCUGGGAUCGCCCUCUCCCCCUGCACCGCCCCAGAGCUGCCUUCAUCUGCACCUUGAUGCCCGCAAGCCGGGCUUGGGCCACCUGCGCCGCUGUGUCCGGCAGGAACCUGAUCUGCCCCCAUGGACGUCCAGAAGCGGCCCCGCGGCUGCGGGCGCCCCACUCACCUCUCCCGGCAGAGUCUCCUCCCUUGUGCCCUACUGGGCCGUCCGGCUCCGGCUCCCGCGAGCGAGGCACAUUCAGGCAGCUGGAGACACGCUGCUCCCCGGGCUCUGCUGCAUUCCGCCUGCGUGGGAGAUCCAACCAGCGAGCGCGCGGCGCGGGCGUGUACGAGUGUGUUUGUGCGAGUGUGUGUGUGAGCGAGAGUGCGUGUGCGCGCGCGCGGGGUGGGGGGUGGUUGGUGGGGGAGCGCGGGAUCACCGAUCCCCCUCGGCGGCGCCCAUCCCACGCUCUGCCUACUCCUCCGCCUCCUCGUUGAGCUGCGGCUUGCACCGGGUCCAGGUUUCAGGAUCUCCUGUUUGUUUAAUGAAAGGCAGAAGCAAAAGGCUGGCCAGGGAGGGGGCGCGCCGGGCUGCGCAUGCUCAGAGGGGGACCCUGAGCACUCACUCCCCGGGGCAGCCAGAGCGCGAAGAGCGAGCUGGCGGCCGGCGGAGGCGAGCUCGCCUGCGUCUCCGGAGCCGCCGGGGGCUCGGCGGGGUUCCCAGAAGGCGACUGGGAAACCCAACCGCAAAGAUGCGCCCUGCGUGGGGACUCCCUGGAGCACGCCGUGCGGGAAGCCGGCGGCGGGAUCCCGACCCGCCCUAG
Messenger RNA from Rangifer tarandus platyrhynchus (Svalbard reindeer), 975 nucleotides. Lineage: Eukaryota; Metazoa; Chordata; Mammalia; Artiodactyla; Cervidae. The record is from the annotation of a GenBank genome assembly.